Molecule: messenger RNA, 1193 nt
Organism: Capsaspora owczarzaki ATCC 30864
Lineage: Eukaryota; Filasterea; Ministeriida; Capsasporidae
Exons: 4
Coding region: 60-1055 (331 amino acids)
Biological process (GO): carbohydrate metabolic process
Molecular function (GO): glycosyltransferase activity
Source: RefSeq, a predicted model, not a curated record
CUUAAAGUGGAAUUGGCGGCUCAGUCACUUUGCAUUACUUUGGCCAUACGACGAAUGUCAUGAUGCCAAGCAUCGUCGUGUUGCAUCGACGGCGCAUCGUCGUGUGUGUCCUGCUCGUCCUGGCGUUGCUUGGCGCCUGCUAUGGCCUUCAGUCCUGGUGGAUGAUCCAACAGGAAGAGCACACGCGAUGCCAUCGCCACUCGGAAGGACUGUCAGAACUCAUGCAAAAGUUCGCAGAGCAUAUUGUAAGACUCGAGAAUGCAGCGCCGAUUCUGUCAACGACGGCGCCGUUUUGUCCCAACUCGGAAGCGCGGCUCGCAGUCAUUGUUCCGUUUCGGAAGCGCGAUGAGCACUUGCGAGUGUUUCUUCCAUGGAUGCGUCACCAUCUGCGAAACGAAUGGCAUCGCAUCAGCGAAAAUCCGGACAAGGUGUCGAACGGAACGCCCAUUUGCAGGUUUGCCGGGUUUCUGGUGAUUGAGCAAGGGGAUGACGCGCCGUUCAAUCGAGGGCGCCUGCUCAACAUUGGGGCACAGCUGGCACACGAGCAACUCGAUGCGAGCGUGCUUGCCUUCCACGACGUGGACAUGUUGCCAACGGACGCUGUUCAGUACGUGUCCAACAUCCCGGCCAAGCCCACGCAGCUAUCUGCCGAGCUGGAUCGAUUUGGGUUUGAGCCUCCCUAUCCCAAGUACGCCGGCGGUGUCGUAUUGACGACCUAUGAGGACUACGCCAAAGUUGAUGGGUUUAGCAACACGUUUUCUGGGUGGGGUUCUGAAGACGAUGACUAUUUCUACCGGUUGCGCGUCAAUGGAUUGCUGCGUGAUCCGGAAGCCAUGAACCGAGCUGCUCCUGGCCAAGGAGUCUUCUUUUCGUUGCCGGAAAAGUUUCACACGACGCGCGAUAUGGAAAACUUCCGAACAGGCGAGCGUCGCAUCACGCAGCUCGAACGCGGCGACACGUCAAGUCUGCAAAACGACGGACUGUCCACGCUCAAGUACUCGGUCGCUCACAACGAAAUGCUCGCUGGAGAUGCCCAUUUGAUACGAGUGGUCUAGGAGCGGCUCAAGAAGCCGCAUUGUGAAACAAGCUGGAUUCACUUGCUUGAUGUUUGCUCGUGUUAAUUAUGCAUCAUUUUUUUUUUUUUUUUGCUUUUCAACAACUUGUACCAAAAAAAAACAACCACCAACAACCGU